Molecule: messenger RNA, 543 nt
Organism: Puccinia triticina
Lineage: Eukaryota; Fungi; Basidiomycota; Pucciniomycetes; Pucciniales; Pucciniaceae
Exons: 1
Coding region: 1-543 (180 amino acids)
Source: RefSeq, a predicted model, not a curated record
AUGUCGAAUCAUUUCGAAGCUGGUUUACAGAGAGUGACGAGGAAACGGGUCAAAGGAUGGACGUUGAAGGUUCUCAUUGGAAGUAUCAUUGUCGUUUUCAGCUUGAGCGGGGUUGGAAGGGCAUCUGGAAGGACGGCUGGAAGACAGAGAAUCGGGGGGCGAGGAAAUCUGGACAACUUUGAAGAAAAGAUCGUCUGUAGGACAGCAUCUCCGAUCCGAGCCAACCGCAGCGAGAUUCUGAAGUUUAUCGACUCGUUCUGUGCCGAGGCGCUGGGUCAAGAGUUCGGCGGGACGGAUGGCGAGGAGGGGAGGACGGAGCUGAAGGAGCUCUACACGAUCGACCCCGCCCAGCGGGCUAGCGGCAUGGCCAGCCACGUCCUUCUGCACGUCAAGUCAAUCAACGGAUGCAGGUUUUCGGUCGGCUUCAGCUGCGGCAGGUUCCUUUCAAGACCAACCGACGAAUGUAACAUCGGCGACGAAGCCAAACAAGGCGGUUAUGUCGCCAAUGGCUGCUCGCUGUGGAAGACGAUCCCGCUGGUUUAA